This is a messenger RNA of Sparassis crispa, 2286 nucleotides long. Its product is annotated as Interferon-induced GTP-binding protein. Gene Ontology annotation, molecular function: GTPase activity; GTP binding; microtubule binding. Lineage: Eukaryota; Fungi; Basidiomycota; Agaricomycetes; Polyporales; Sparassidaceae. Gene Ontology annotation, cellular component: membrane; microtubule; cytoplasm. The record is from RefSeq and is a predicted model, not a curated record. The transcript has 11 exons. Bases 1 to 2286 code for a protein of 761 amino acids.
AUGUAUAAGAAGUCCCGUCUGCGAAGACUUGGCACCACCUCUCCACUCUCGCCCUCCCAACAUUUUCACUCCGACGAUAUGCGAAAAGCCCCUCCCCACACUUCGGUUACUAGCGGCCGCGAUGGUGGCUCAGCUGGUGUCGGAUUGUCCGACAAGCAGUAUUCGGCAGGGAGACGCAAGAUGCUUGACCUGAUCAACCGCUUGCAUAAGACCGGGGUACAAAAGGAAAUCGACUUACCUGUGAUAGCUGUCAUAGGCUCUCAGAGUGCGGGGAAGUCCUCGCUUAUAGAAUCCAUCUCCGGCAUCACUCUACCCAGAGCGAGUGGGACGUGUACAAGAUGCCCGACAGAAUGCACGCUGUCAUUUUCCGCAGAACCUUGGAGAUGUGUUGUCUCCCUGCGCUUCACCACGAAUGAGAAUGGCGAGACCAUUCCCGUUCGCAAUGACCCCUUCGGUCCCCCGAUCUUUGACAAGCCCGACGUUGAAGAGCGGCUCCGACGAGCACAGCGCGCGAUCCUGAAUCCGAGCAUUCAUGCUCGUGACUUUCUCGAGGGUGUGGACGAGGAUCCCGUCACCCGGGAACGCACUUUCUCGACCAACUGUGUGUCUCUAAGUAUCAGCGGCCCUGAUGUCGCAGAUCUGUCGUUCUGUGAUCUGCCAGGUCUUAUCGCCACCGAAGGAACUGGUGCCAUGAAGGGCGACAUACAACUCGUGAAGAGUCUAGUCGCGUCCUACAUCGAAAAGCCAAGCUGUAUAAUUUUGCUCACUGUCGCCUGCGAGACGGAUUUUGAAAAUCAAGGCGCGCACCAAUUGGCUAGAGAGUACGAUCCGGAUGGGAAGCGCACGAUUGGUGUUCUAACCAAACCCGACCGGAUACCCUUGGGAGAAGAGGAACGAUGGCUCCGAUUCAUCAAGAACGAGUCUGAGCCUCUAGAAAACGGUUGGUUCGGUGUGAAACAACCAGAUUCACGUGCUCUAGCGGCUGGCAUUACCUGGAGCGAAGCACGCGAACUAGAGCGAGAGUUCUUCUCGUCGACGUCGCCGUGGGCUGGUGUGGACCUGCAGAUCCAGCAUCACUUCGGGACGGCAAACCUGACGGAUCGUUGCAGCUCGAUCCUGUCCGGUCUCAUUGCAAAACGACUCCCGGAGAUACAGAGCGAGCUGCAAGACAUGCUGCAGAAGACGGAGAAUAAUCUUCGCCAACUGCCGAAACCCCCCUCGAGCGACGCUCUGGGCGAGGUCUUCAACCUGCUCACGCAGUUCUCGGGAAGUCUUGCUGAGUAUCUCGAGGGAACCCCUGAACCGGACGGUCUUUUGCAAUCCAUCAGGCCCAUAAAGGAGGUGUUCCGCCAGGAUAUUCUCGCAACCGCGCCGGACUUCCGUCCUUACGGGAGGUUACCGUUACCGAACGAGCCGCAGGAUAAUCGCCGUUUCAUUGCUCCGGAAUUCUUGUCUCACGAGACCGUGUUCGUACCCAGCGACGACGCAAAUGCCGUCUACAUCGACGAUGUUAUGGAGCGAGCAAACCAGUCUAUCACGCGCCAGCUUCCUGGCUAUUUCCCCUUCGUUGUGGUGGAACAGUACAUCCAAGAUGUCAUUGGGACUUGGGAAGGGCCCACGAGAACUCUCUUCGAUGCCGUCCAGCACAUACUCAUCCAGAAGAUCAAGCAAUUCAUCGAAAUUCACUUCGAACAAUAUCCUCUCCUACAACAACGCGUGGCAGCUAUCGUCACGUCAUACAUUCUAGAAUGUUCAGAUCAGACGAAGAGUCACCUGGACUGGUUGCUUGCGCUGGAGAAGCGCCCUCGCACGCUGAACGAGCAUUACUACAGGGACUACAGAGACAAGUUCCUAGCGCACUACAAGGGUGCCGCCCGCAAUAUGGCAACACGUCCUUGUGUCUCUCAAAUUGUGCAGGGCUUUGCUGGGCUCGGGAUCUACGGCAUCAACCCGGUUGAUUUACCCAAGGUUCUACCCACUGAUCCCUUCGAGCCUGCUAUCGACGUCAUGGCAAGCGUCCGCGCAUACUUCCAAGUGGCGUACAAGCGCUUCACAGACAACAUCCCGAACGCCAUCGACCACGACCUGAUCCUUGGCCUCAAGCGCGACCAUGCGUUGGAAAAGGCAUUGCGGAAGGGGCUCGGGAUCGGGGGCACUGAUGCCGACGUCCAAUGUGGCGAGUACAUCCGGGAGCCUCCUAAUGUCCUGUUGAAGAGAGAAGAACUGCAGAAAAAGCGAGAACGAUUAGUGUCGGCGAGGAAGGAGCUGAUGGAUCUCUGGCUUUGA